GUUGCCCGCAUAUAAAGAAGUGUUUUAAGAAAGAUGUAACCACAGAGAAUAAAAAUUUCAAGCAUACUGGCUUAUUUCCGUUAAAUAGAAUAAAAUGACUCCUUUAUUACAUGUAAUUAUCUUAUUCUUAGUUGGAUACUUUGUCACAGCAGCGGAAAACGAGGAUGAAUUAAAUGAAGUAAAACCUCCUAAUAAGUACAGGUUCAUGAGCAUAAUCCAUUAUAGGGACGAAAAGAACGAAAUAAAACCAGUUUGUGCUGGAACUCUUAUAACAAGCCAGUAUGUUUUAUCUGCCGCUCAUUGUCUAUCAGAUAUAAUAAAGGACGCAAAAGUCGAUUCUAGAGAAGGACUUUUACUGGAUAAAGAUCUAGUUAGUCGCUACAGUGUCGGUGUCGGAACACAUUACAUCUGCAAUCCUGCUGAAGAAAUUGAAGUGGCUAAAAUUAUCGUGCAUCCUGGAUUUUACAUGGAAACUAAGGAGACUCUUCCAGUAGAUCUGAUGCUGCUACAGUUAAGGAAACCUGUACAAUUUAACGACAAAAUAUUUCCAAUAUGCUUGCCGGAACUAAAACCGGAAAUUAAUGUCGAUAGUGGUACUGUAGCAGGCUGGUGUCAGUUGUCGAAUGGAUCAAUAAACAACGUUUUGACGGAGAACCAACAAAGUAUAUGGUCAAAAGAGGACUGCAAGGACAUAUUCAAACCUUUUAAUUUGAAAAUAAGUAAUCACAUGAUGUGCGUGGGAGGAAGAAGAGGCGAAAAAGAAUGUAAGGGUGAUUCUGGUGGCCCGUUGUUUAUCGAGACUCACGGAAAUUACUAUUUAAUAGGAAUGACAUCAAUGGGUCCGACACAAUGUGAUAUAGGCAUUCCUACUCUCUUCUCGAAAAUCCCACUCUUUAUGUCUUUCAUUAUGUCCCAUUCGGAUUACAUCGGCCAGGAUUGUUAUUGGUCACUACUUAAGGAUUGUCUCCGACGAAACUGAUUCCUAUGCUGGACAUAUCAACAACAAAAAAUUAAAUUAACAUGUUUCACUGAAUAUUUUAUAUUAUAGUUCUGUAGUUUGAAUAACUUUGUUGUGCGAGACCUUUCAAAUUAAGAAGACUGCCAUUUUAAAAGACGCUGCUUGAAAUUUUGUCAGGUCUGGCUGAUUGAAAAAUAUGAUUUUUAAUAUAUUAUUGCUGUAUUGAAAUAAAUUAUUGCCAUAUUAUAACAUAUUGUUGC
Messenger RNA from Parasteatoda tepidariorum (common house spider), 1218 nucleotides. Its product is annotated as melanization protease 1. Gene Ontology annotation, molecular function: serine-type endopeptidase activity. Gene Ontology annotation, biological process: proteolysis. The record is from RefSeq and is a predicted model, not a curated record. NCBI's taxonomy places the organism in Eukaryota, Metazoa, Arthropoda, Arachnida, Araneae, Theridiidae.